AUGUCCGUCGCCAAGAGUUACCAUAAAGAAGUGGCUCCAGUUUUGGCCUACUGUGCAGAGUUUCUCAAUAAGAUUCUCAAUAGAGCACAUUUUCCAGCACACCGUCGUGCAAGAGCAACUCCAGGAGCAACUUCAAAAAGAGACUCUCUCCCAUGCUCCAAUGUCCAUGAUGCUUGGAGCUCCAGAAGUUCUCUCAUUCGGACAGAACUUCAUCAGAUCCUUCGGAGGAAAGCGUGUCCUGGACAUUGGUACCUAUACAGGAGCAUCCGCUUGGCAUGGGCAUUGGCUGUUCCGGAUGAUGGAGAGGUUUAUACAUUUGAUAUUGACCAUACAAAUUAUAAGAAAUACGGAGUGCCAGUGAUUUCGAAAUGCGAGAAGACGUUCAAAAAGAUUCACGCUUUUGAGGGAUCCGCUUUGGAGGCAUUGGAUAAACUGAUUGCUGAUGGUCAAUCUGGAACCUUUGAUUUCGCAUUCAUCGAUGCUGACAAGGCCAACUACAGUAACUAUUACGAUCGUUCGGUGACACUUCUUCGCAAGGGAGGUGUCAUUUUUGUGGACAAUAGUCUCUGGAGCGGAUCGGUCUGCGACCCAGCCAAGCGAGCCGAGAGCGAGAGCACACAAGCCAUUCACGAUGCCAAUGACAAGAUCUAUCAGGACGAUCGUACCUAUUCGGCUCUUCUCAAUCUUGGAGACGGAACUCAUGUCGCUUUCAAGAAGUGA
Caenorhabditis briggsae is the source of this 720-nucleotide messenger RNA. The record is from RefSeq and is a predicted model, not a curated record. Gene Ontology annotation, molecular function: O-methyltransferase activity; S-adenosylmethionine-dependent methyltransferase activity. Bases 1 to 720 code for a protein of 239 amino acids. The transcript is spliced from 4 exons. Lineage: Eukaryota; Metazoa; Nematoda; Chromadorea; Rhabditida; Rhabditidae.